CAAGGAAUGGCCAAUACAGUGUCCUCUAAGUCAAUAAAUCAGUAACCUAGGGAAGUGAGAAAAAAAGGAAAAACACCAUUAGAGAAAAGGACUUCAUGAGUUUGCUUACAACACUGCCUGAGAAACACACAUGCUGCAGUUUAGAUAAGUCUGAGUCUUUGAAUAAACUGAAAAGACAACAUGUGAACUGUGGUUCUCUGUUCCUGAUUGCACAUUAGCACCUACCUGGAGUGAGGAUGAUGAGCUCGGGUCAUCGGCGGGUCCACAGCCUGAGCUCCAUGCCUCUGCCUCUCCUUCCUCAGCUGCAGGCCGGCUCCAGCACGCUGCAAGACUCUAAUGUCAGCGACAUGAACAGUAUCUACUCUGCAGUCAUCAAGGUGUUUCGAGGAGAGAGGCUGCAGAUGAAUGAACUCUACUCCUUAAACGAAAGCAUCAGAUGGCUUCUAAAAACAGAAAUGGGCUCGUUCAUCAAGGAGUAUUUUCAGAAUCAGCUUCUGCAUAAAGGUCUUAGAUUUAUUUUGGAGGAGGUGCUGCUGUAUGAAGGGGAGAGUCAACUCUUUUUCUUGGCUGAUGUAUGGCUGAGAUUUUUCUCUGAGAUUUUGCCCACAUUGCAGGCUAUUUUUUAUCCACUGCAGGGUCAGGAGCUGACAGUGAGGCAGAUGGCCCUGCUGGCCUUCAGGGAUUUGGUCCUGAUGAGGGUUCCACUGGAGGAUCUGCUGCCCACCAACUUAUCUCUGCUUCCCACAUCCAUCACGCAGAUGCUGCUUGUCCUGCAGGGGGUCCAUGAACCGAGGGGCCCCUCAGUGGAAUACUGUCGACUUGAGAAGAUGCUGGAAAUGGUGGUUUCUCCCUAUCUGUGGAACUGUAAACACAAAAGCAAUGCAGAAGAAACCAAAGAAACCAGACACUUCAUCCAACCAGAGAUAAAGAUUACACAGCACAUUUCAGAGGGCUCUCUUCUGUCACCUUUAAUGGAGCAGGACGGAGAGACGUAUCUGGAUAGAGGGGCCAGCCUACGGCGCCACACUGUGGCUAAUAGCCUAUCCAGCAUGUCCAACACGCAGCUCUCUGUUACUGAUAGGAUGCAUUGUGGGUUAGUAGAAAGCUAUGAAACCAUUGAUGAAAUAAGAGAAGAACACAACAGGGGUAUCUCUCUUAAGGCGGUCACACAUUUUGAGAGCCAAAGCUGUUGAGAGACCAUUGCGUGUACACUUUUUAAGGGAAAACCAAGACAUAUAAGCCUCAGUAUGGUGCACAUGUCAAAUAUUCAUACAAUAUGUUGUAUAAACCAAGCAAAUACUGUUAAAAAUAGACAAAAUCCCUCAACGUGCCAUUUUUGUUGCGGCAAUAGUUGCUCUCUCUCUCCCAUCCUUUAAGAAGAACAUCAAGCUAAAUAUCUAAUAAAGCUACAAUAACUCAAACAUAUAUCCUUCUGCCUUUCCAACUUUGGCUAGAGAGUCAAGUUAACCAAGAGAAAAACAUUUUUGUCUUAUUUUCCGUAGGACCUAUGUUGCACAUUUUUUAAAACAAACAAAACAUUUCCAUUUGGUUUAUACAUCACAUUUUAAUAGCAAUGGACAUGCACACUAUUUUAAAGCAUGCAAGUCUUAACAAUCAGGCUCCCCUUUAAACCUGAAACAUUCUGAACAAAAACCAAACAAAGAACCUGCCCUUCAAAGAGUAAUAUGAACAUGAUACAUUUUAAAUUUAGUAAAAAUUUAUUUUUCAUAUAUUAAAAUGUUCAUUGGUUAUAUACACCAAAAAAAUCAAAGUAUCUGAACACAAAACAUAGAAUUAGUCAGUACCAUGUGUGAAUAUUAGGUCACGUAUUUAGUCUUCAUAAGCCCAUCUUAACAUAGCUAUGCAAUGAUUCUUGAAGCUCAUGUGUUCAACAUCCUGGGCAUAAAAUAAAAUGAAAAAAUUACUUUAAAAAAAAAGUUAAUACAACGAGAGGGGUUUAACAUGGUUUGCCUGGUGGGUUUCUUGAUGAAAAGUUUCUCAGUGUCUUUGACUUUGUUCUGUUCCUUGCCUGAAUACUAAACAUUUUUGCUGCUGUCAGAACAAAACCUCAUAGGUCCAUUUUUGUUUUUAUACUUUUAAAAACACAAUUUGAAAAAAUACAAUGGGCUGGAUGUAUGAAGUUUUGUUCCAACGACAGCUCUAACUAUAUAGAUCAUAUACAUAUAUGAGAUUUAUGUGAUUCAAACACUUAUUUCAUCCUGUGAAGGCCAAAGAGCCUGCUGUUGAUGCUACAUGGCAUACUUUUAAAUAAUAGUCUUAAAAAUGCCUCUGUUUUGAGUUAUUCUGCUGAACAAUACACGAGGCAGAAAUGGACAGUUUUCGUCAUCUGUCAAGCAGCAUAAUCUGAACUAAUCUUAACCAAGCUGUUUAUAUGAUGUAAUGUGAUGAUGUGUUAUGUUCAUAUGAUGUGUGAUGUACUUUGUCAUUUUACUUUUAUUUAUUCUACUGAGUGCAUUAUGGGCAACAGUGUCUAUAGGUAUUUGUUUCAUUGCGCAGCAUUAACUUGUUUCAUGAAGACAUUUACUUCAAGAGAAACUGAUUUUAGACAUGAGGCUCACAAAAAAGAAAAGUUGAAACGAGUCUAUGAUUUCUCACUGGCACUCACAGCAGCAAAACUUGUGAUGCUGGUAAAAAUGGUCCUUUUCAAGCAUCAUCUGGGAGCGCUUCUGAAAUAGAAAUGCUCCAAAAUUACUAAAAAAAAAAAUCUAGUUGUAUUCAUUUCCAUUCAAAGUAUGGGUAUGCACUGUGAUAUUUGUGGUGUUUUACACCUUGAUGACUGUUUUAAGCCCAAAAACACUGACUUAUAGCUCUACACUGUUUGCUUCCAGAAAAAAAUACUAGAGCCUUCAACAGACCAAGCUCAGUACUGUCUAGUUCAUGCUCACUUGUCAAAUUGGCUGUUUAUUGGAAUAGCUAAAGUACUGAUGUAUGGACAAGUGUGCACUGAAUUACACAUAGAAAUGUAAUAAUGUUCCUGUUAUAUGCAAAAUACAGACAACAAACAAAGGCCUCUGAGGAUCCAUGUAUUAAUCUGAAGACAAAAUUUGUUUCUUCAAAGUCUCCACUGAUAUAUUUUUAUUAAAAGGGUGUGUCUAUGAGAACUUGUAGGGUAGAAGUGAAGUAGGAGAGACUUGAAAAGGCUCAAAGUGAUGGCUCCGGGCCUCUGGGCUGCACUCCCUCCCUCCUCAGGCUCGCGUCAAAGCGUGGCGUGACCUCACAGCGUACCAAUAACACAUCGUCUUUCAGGAAGCCCCUCUGACGCAAGGCCUGCAGUUGCAAGAAGGUGACGUAGCCGAAGCCUUUGGGGUUGCGCUGGACCGUGGGCCUCUGGAAGGCCUGGAGAUCGGGCUUGGUUUCCAUCACCUCCACAUGGUGCUGCCCCUCCGUCUGGUCCAGCACAGCAAGUCGGAUGGUGCCCUGAAGUGGCCAGGAUAGCUGGCUGUCAAACUCCCCCUGCAUGGUGUGCACAAAUAGAGAGAUGUAGUUGGAACAACGGGGAGCACUGGGGGUUUGGAGGUGCAGUCGGAGGCAGAGUUUAUAGCCUGGUCGACCGGUGUAGAAGGGUGGGCUAUGGAGGACCACAGGGUGGCCUGCUUCCUGGCUGCGAAGAUGGAGUGAAAACCCAUCCAGCCGCCAUACGUAGACACCUUGAUACUGCUGGGCCUCCAGUUCACGUGUGGAUUCCUCCAGCAAGGCCAGCUUCUUGCGCAGCUCAGUCAUCUGAGUGGACUGCGUCUCGUUUCGGAUGCUCAGCUCCCGCAGUUUUUGGUCCUGAAUAACCAGCCGACUCUCCAGCUGCAGGACAGUCUCACGCAGCUGAAGCAGGUCCUGGCUACACUGACACUGCUCCGCUGGCCUAGCAGACGCACUAUGUUCAUCUGUGGGACAAGACGUCGGGGCAGAAGAUGAAGGGAUGAAGCCGUUUAUUGUCUGGUUACGAAGGAAUUCAGCCAUGUAGCGCAUGUGCAUCUGUGUGAACUCUUGCAUGUGAAGGGCCAGGUCGUUUCUCAUCAUCUUGGACAAAGACAUGGCAAAA
Molecule: messenger RNA, 4057 nt
Organism: Colossoma macropomum (tambaqui)
Lineage: Eukaryota; Metazoa; Chordata; Actinopteri; Characiformes; Serrasalmidae
Product: proline-rich protein 5-like
Exons: 9
Coding region: 237-1193 (318 amino acids)
Biological process (GO): TORC2 signaling
Cellular component (GO): TORC2 complex
Source: RefSeq, a predicted model, not a curated record